Messenger RNA from Theileria parva strain Muguga, 1201 nucleotides. It is a transcript of the gene TIM50, whose product is annotated as NLI interacting factor-like phosphatase family protein. Bases 59 to 1177 code for a protein of 372 amino acids. The transcript has a single exon. Gene Ontology annotation, molecular function: phosphoprotein phosphatase activity. The record is from RefSeq and is a predicted model, not a curated record. NCBI's taxonomy places the organism in Eukaryota, Apicomplexa, Aconoidasida, Piroplasmida, Theileriidae.
GUUAACGUAUGGUAGUGUUAGUUUACAGUAGUCUCGAAAUAAAAUAGUAUAAAUAUUCAUGAAAAGAUUAAUAUUGAGAAAAAUAUACUUUUAUGUUAAAAGUUCUGGUUUCUAUUCCAGCAGUUUUGUGCAUUCUCAAAAGUUGUUUUUCAGCCAAAACAGCACAAAUUCUAGUAAAUUCGUUGAUAAAAAUGCCAGCUUCCAGGAAUUAAAUCCUAAAUCGCAGUCUUCCAAUUCUAAUAAUACACAAAAUACCGUAAAUAAAUCACAUAAACCUGAAGAAUCACAAAAUUCAACACAAUCCUCAGAAUCUAGAGAAUCUCCAAAAUCUCAAGAAUCUGACGAUCCUGAGAAAGAUGUUAAAUCAGGUUCUAAAUUAAAGAGGUUUCGUUUUUUACCUUUUGGCAUUUAUGGCGGUGCUUUGUUGGUGUUUAGUGGGUUUGCCUUAUCUUACUACAUUGACCGCCGUAAGGAUUUGAGGGGACUGAAGUUCUCUCAAGUGCUCGAUGACCUUACACAGUACGUUUAUGACACGAUUGAGGAGUUUUUUCCAACUGACAACACUCCAUUGCUGCCAGAUUUCAAGGAGCUUAACUAUCCCCCAAACCUGCCAACUCUGGUUUUAGACUUGGAUAAGGUAAUUGCCAAGAUGGAGUAUGACCGUAAAUUAGGCUGGAGAGUGAAGAAAAGGCCUUACGCAGACAAUUUCUUCAAGGAACUGAUUAACUAUUACGAGAUUGUGAUUUGGUCAGAUGAUGCUUAUCCUGUCGCAUAUGACAUUGCCAAUCACUGGGGCCUUCCAGUGAUUGGAUGUAUUCAUAGAGACCACUGCAAGAAGUUCAAAGGGAGUUAUAUUAAGGAUUUGUCUCGUCUAGGUCGUGACCUUGAUAGGGUAGUUAUGAUCGACCACGACAAGACUGCUUGUGCACUACAGCAGGAGAAUUGUAUUCUGAUUAAGGAAUUUGACGGAGAUGAAAACGACGAGGAACUUCUGUUGCUGAUUAAUCUGCUUAAGACUAUGGCUAUAAACCCCAAGGACGUUAAGGCUCAGAUGCGGGAACUUGGUGGAGGGCACGACUACGGGAUUGGCCGCAGGUUCAGUGAACGCUUUUCCGUUAAGCAGAAAAUCGCUGAAAAGCGAAUGAACCUCAGUAAAAUGAUGGGAUUCAAACAUUAGCGCAAUAAGCUGUAAUAUACUCAU